Messenger RNA from Recurvomyces mirabilis, 1674 nucleotides. It is a transcript of the gene MSK1, whose product is annotated as mitochondrial lysine-tRNA synthetase. Gene Ontology annotation, cellular component: cytoplasm; mitochondrion. The transcript is spliced from 2 exons. Lineage: Eukaryota; Fungi; Ascomycota; Dothideomycetes; Mycosphaerellales; Teratosphaeriaceae. The record is from RefSeq and is a predicted model, not a curated record. Gene Ontology annotation, biological process: mitochondrial lysyl-tRNA aminoacylation. Gene Ontology annotation, molecular function: tRNA binding; lysine-tRNA ligase activity; ATP binding. Bases 1 to 1674 code for a protein of 557 amino acids.
AUGUCCAGCAAUGUCGCCCGUCGUCUGCGACCCUGCCUCUUCCAUGGCUUCCAGCGAACACAGUGCCACCGUACAUUCUCACGUGUGCCGGCCCUGUACACCCAAGACGACACCAAGUCGGUGACACACGACUAUGAGAAACGUAUAGCUGAGCUUGAAGCCCAUCGUACACUGUCUGAAUGCUAUCCUCGUCUGGACAAAAGCAAUGGGAGAGAUAUCGUAGCGCUGGCUAAGUUCAGAAGGGACUGGGCACACUUGCAAGGAGAUGAGAUAUGGGAAGGUGAUGUGCCAGUCACGGUCGCUGGCAGGGUGAGAUCCAUUCGAACGGCUGGAAACAAGCUAGUAUUCAUGGAUAUCGAUGACAGCACGUGCAGCAUACAAGUCCUCUGCAAGUAUGGUCAGCUGCAAGGAGAGGGAGUAGACGUGAAGCAGCUCAAAGAUUUCAGCAAGGUUGCUCGGAAGGGCGACUGGUACACAGCAACUGGAUGGCCACACAAAACCAGUCGUGGCGAGCUGUCCGUCCUGGUCACGCAACUGCCUACCUUGCUUUCGCCAUCGCUACACCAGAUACCGGAGACUCUAGACGAUCCCCAGACUCGUGCACGACACCGCCAUGUUGAUAUGUUGGUCAAUCGUGAGUCGACAAUACCACUGCUCGUGCGACAUCACGUGGAGAAGCAGCUCAACGAUUUCUUUCACGAACACGAUUUUGUCAAAGUCAACACACCGCUACUAACACACGGAGCCGGUGGUGCCGUCGCCCGCCCAUUCGAGACAGUGGCGACUGAACUGGAAGGCCAGCAGCUAAACUUGCGCAUCGCACCUGAGCUGUGGCUGAAAAGACUAGUGGUCGGUGGCCUGACAAAAGUCUACGAGAUUGGCCCAGCGUUCAGGAACGAGGGAGUUGAUGCAACACAUAACCCCGAGUUCUCCAUUUGCGAGUUCUACGAGGCCUUCGCUACUCUCAAGGACCUGAUGCAGAAGACCGAGAGUUUGUUAAGCGGUAUGCAGACCAAGUUCGAUGAACUCAAAGCGCGUACCUUGGCUGGACUACCGAAUCUCGACAUCGAUCUCUUCGGACCAUACGAAAGACUCGAAUUCCUGCCUACACUAGAGCGUGAAAUAGGCCAAUCCAUACCCGAUCUCAGCGCUCCAGAGGCUCCGCAACAGCUCACGGAAAUAUUCAACGACAAAAACAUACCCCUCCCAGCAAACCCAACCUUACCUCGCCUCCUCGACGCCCUCGCAGCCCACUACCUCGAACCCCUCUGCCACGCACCAACCUUCAUAACCCACCACCCCGCCUGCCUUUCGCCGCUAAGCAAACACUUCCCCUGCCCCCGCACACACCAAACCAUCGCCGCUCGCGCCGAACUCUUCAUCAAGGGACGGGAAUACGCAAACAUGUACGAGGAGGAGAACUCGCCCUUUGAGCAACGCCGGAAAUUCCGGGAUCAAUUGCGGUAUCGGGAGGUGGAUGGCGAAGGGGAUGGGAGGGGCACGAUGGAUGAGGGGUUCGUGCAGGUUUUGGAGUGGGCGUUGCCGCCUACGGGGGGGUGGGGGUGUGGUGUUGAUCGUUUGGUUAUGUUGUUGAGUGGAAGGGACAGGAUUGCGGAGGUUUUGCCUUUUGGGACGGUGAGGAAUGUUGUUGCUUUGGGGAAGGGGAGGGUGUGA